GAGUAUAAGACAUCCGGUCAAGUCUUAUUCUCAUUCUCCCUGGCCUCAGUCGCUCUUGCUUCCUACGUCUGGACUGUCUGACUUGUGGCCUUGCUCCUGUCUAAGCCUUCUACUCUCUUUGUCAUUCGUUCGUUCGACUCUGGGGCUUCACUCGACUAUGGACUUCACACUGGGGCUAGUCUUACUCGUGGCGUUCACGCUCGUUCACGCUGCACCUACAGUUGACUUGGAGAAAAGACAAACCAUCACUGCGCUUUCGGCAGCUCAGAUCGCGUCCUUCAAACCAUUCACAUUUUAUGCGAGUACCGGGUACUGUCAACCAUCGGCGACUCUCACUUGGAGCUGUGGUGCAAACUGUCAAGCGAAUCCUUCGUUUGAACCGCUUGCAUCUGGUGGGGAUGGAAGUGAUACUCAGUUCUGGUAUGUGGGUUUCGACCCAACGCUACAAACCGUGAUCGUAUCUCAUCAAGGAACUGAUACGGGUGAAAUUUUAGCACUGCUCACGGAUGCUGAUAUUACCUUGAAACAAUUGGAUUCGACGCUGUUCCCCGGUCUAAGUUCUUCGAUCGAAGUUCAUGAAGGAUUUGCUGGUACUCAGUCUAGAUCUGCUCCUGAUGUCCUCUCAGCAGUGCAGACUGCGAUCACGAGAUUCAAAGCGACUCAGGUGACAAUCCUCGGACACUCACUGGGCGGAGCAAUCGCCUUGAUCGAUGCCGUUUAUUUACCUCUACACGUUUCCGGUGUUACUUUCAAAACUAUCACGUAUGGAAUGCCACGGGUUGGUAAUCAAGCUUUCGCGAACUACGUCGACGCACAUGUUUCUUUAAUACACAUCAACAACGAAGAGGAUAUUGUACCUAUCCUUCCAGGACGUUUCCUUGGAUAUGUCCACCCAUCUGGUGAAGUGCACAUUGAGGAUUCGGGUGAAUGGGCUUCGUGUCCAGGUCAAGAUAAUACGAACACUCAAUGCAUCGUCGGUGAUGUACCGAACAUCUUCGAGGGCGACGAGUCUGAUCAUGACGGUCCUUACGAUGGGGUGCUCAUGGGAUGCUAGAUGCUGAGGCAUCGCUCUGCUAUUAGCAAUGUUAUUCAAUUGGGUUGUUGAGUACUUGAUUUGUUUGUUUGUUUUGUACUAGGAAGGUCUGAACAGGAAUUUACAUACAGUCUGAAAUCGAUGCUGUCGGGUUUGGCUUGGCUUUUUUUCUUCCCCCGAUUUAUUGUCCCCGAGCGUCGCGCCCUAUGUUAGACAAUACCAGGCUUGGCUCGGAGCUCGCUGUAUGUCCACGUACAGUACAAACGCGUAGCGCGUCAACGG
Somion occarium is the source of this 1315-nucleotide messenger RNA. Lineage: Eukaryota; Fungi; Basidiomycota; Agaricomycetes; Polyporales; Cerrenaceae. The record is from the annotation of a GenBank genome assembly.